Messenger RNA from Archocentrus centrarchus (flier cichlid), 1834 nucleotides. It is a transcript of the gene tlx1, whose product is annotated as T cell leukemia homeobox 1. Gene Ontology annotation, cellular component: nucleus. The record is from RefSeq and is a predicted model, not a curated record. The transcript is spliced from 3 exons. Bases 110 to 1009 code for a protein of 299 amino acids. Gene Ontology annotation, biological process: regulation of transcription by RNA polymerase II; animal organ development. NCBI's taxonomy places the organism in Eukaryota, Metazoa, Chordata, Actinopteri, Cichliformes, Cichlidae. Gene Ontology annotation, molecular function: RNA polymerase II cis-regulatory region sequence-specific DNA binding; DNA-binding transcription factor activity, RNA polymerase II-specific.
GCCCAGUAGACCGAGGAGCUCGGGUGGAAGUAGUACAAACGGCAGAGUUCAGGGAGCGGCGCGUGAAGCAACCUCUGUUCCUCACGCAGGAGCGUGGGGCUCGAGGGCCAUGGAUCACAUAGGGAUACUGGGGGCGCACCUCCAACAGCACACGCAAGUGGAACCCAUCAGCUUCGGCAUCGAUCAGAUCCUCAGCAACGUGGAGCAAAGCUGCAUGCUGGGCGCCAGGAUGCACGAGCCGGACUACGGACACCCGGUCUACAACAGCGGCACGAACGGCGGCGUCAACGGAGGCUUCACAUGCAGUAACAGCGGAUAUAACAGCACCAGCAGCGCGUGCGGGAUGUCUUCCCUGGGCAGUGCUUAUCAAAUGAGCAUGGGCCUGAAUAUGAACGGUACUAACGUCAACCCUGCCGGGGUCAUCCGUGUCCCUGCGCACCGGCCGCUGAGUGCCGGUAACGCUUCCAUGCCUCCGGUGAGCGGGACCAUCAGCAACUUGACUGCGCUCACCUUUCCAUGGAUGGAAAGCAACCGACGCUACACCAAAGACAGAUUCACAGUGUCCCUCUCACCCCUCACUGUAACACGUCGCGUAGGUCAUCCUUACCAGAAUCGGACGCCGCCGAAGAAGAAAAAGCCUCGGACGUCCUUCACCCGCCUGCAGAUCUGUGAGCUGGAGAAGCGCUUCCACCGGCAGAAGUACCUGGCGUCAGCUGAGCGCGCUGCGCUGGCCAAAGCCCUGAAGAUGACUGACGCGCAGGUCAAAACCUGGUUCCAAAACAGACGCACCAAAUGGAGGCGGCAAACGGCGGAGGAGCGGGAGGCGGAGCGGCAACAGGCCAACCGGAUCCUCAUGCAGCUGCAGCAGGAGGCCUUCCAAAAGACCAUCAGCCAGCCCGUGACCCCGGACCCGCUGUGCCUACAGAACAGCUCUCUGUUUGCCCUGCAGAGCCUGCAGCCUUGGAACGAGAACACCGCGAAGAUCAGCAGCGUAUCGGCCUGCGAGUAGAGCCAGCACCGCCCGCUCCGGCAGGGUGUCUGAGGGACUGCUCGAUAGCAGAGGAGCUGGCUACAGCUCAGAGGAGCUCCGUGAAAGGCCGUUCCCUGCUCCCACUGUCACCCAUCUUCUGUCAGACAGACAAUGAAGCUGCUUCAGACAGAGUUACUCCCUCCGUAACGGGGGCCACAGUCUGAGGUGGAUCCUUCGGUGGUCCGGAGUGAAUCAGCCCUGCAGACACCACACAGCAGGCUUUGGAGCGUAAUGAUGAACAGUGUGCUCCAGAGCACAAUCAGGAAAGACUGGCAUCAGUGACUUGUAUUAUAGUUUCUUAAGAGACUAAAUGAUUCAUAAGCAACGUAUUUUCAUAUGGCGUGUGUUACAAAAAGAAAAUGCCCCUGCACCCGGUGCGUGUCCAACCCGGUCUCAGGGCCCUUCGUGAAAGGCUAAUCAUGACUUUAAUCUAUGGAUGUGUGCUCCUCCCUGAACAUCAGUCCGCUCUCACAGGUAGUGUUUCAGAGGUCAGGUGAGAGGCGUGAUAGUGACGUCAGCCUCACCUUCAAGCCAGAGCCGGAAGUUCGACUCCUGCUCCUCACAGGUUUCCGUCAUUUUUAAAUGCGUUAAUAGUUACAGAUGUGUUUGGUUAAGGCAUUAAAAACUACUUGGUUAUCUUUAGAAAAUAUCAAAUACAACCCCUGUCACAUCUUUAAACAUCAAAUAGAGUUUCUACUGGAAUGCUUUACUAACAAAUUCAUGCAAAAACAACAGCGACAAAAAAAGUCCUCCAUUAAAAAAUAGAUUCAGUUUUCAUUUUCAUUUCACAGCUGCCGUGAGACC